AUGAAAUUCCUCCCACAAAAAUACCGAGAGUCGCAAUCUGAUUGGUUUGGUAAGCGGGGAAUUUCGUGGCACAUAAGUGUGGUUGCGCGCAAGAUCAAGCAAUGUUUUCAACACCAGGCAUUUGUGCAUGUUUUGGAGAACUGCAAGCAGGACAGCUACACUGUUGUGCGAAUAAUUGAACAUACUUUACGGACCCUGAAACAUGAGCAUCCCGAAUUGACAACUGCUUUUCUACGGCAAGACAACGCCGGCUGCUACCAUUCUGCUGAAAUGCUGGCAAGCUGUGCUCAAAUGGAAUCUAAAACUGGUAUCGCAGUACGAAGGGUUGACUUCAGCGAUCCCCAGGGAGGGAAAGGUCCUUGCGACAGAAAGGCGGCUACUGUCAAAGCCCAUGUAAGGAAAUACAUCAACGAAGGUCAUGAUGUGUUGAAUGCUAAUGACUUCUUGAAUGCCAUGCUUUCAAAUGGUGGAAUACCAAAUGUUAGAGCGGUUAUUGCUGAUGCCUAUAGUACCGAAAGGGAUGCUCAACUUUCACUGAAGUGGUCUGGCGUUAACUCUUUAAACAACUUUUUGUAUUCUGAGAAAACUAUUACUGUUUGGAAAGCGUACAAUGUUGGCGAGGGAAAGAAGGUACCAGGUAUGCAAAACAAAUGGGGAAAAGUUUUUCAUUUAUUCUUCAUAUUUAACCGUAAAUGUGGAGUACAAGGUUCUAUGCUGCCGUCACGCUCGGCAUGAAAUUUUUUAUAAGAAGAAGAAGAAAAAAAACAGUGACAAGAAAAAACACACUGGAAUAAAAAAAACUCUUUUUCUUAUUGAAGUUAUACUCAUGCUCCACACUCUAGUUUACCACCUAUUACUUAUCCUUUGCGCGAAAUACCCCUAAACAACAACAACAACAACAACAAUAAUAAAAAAAACACUGUCCAUUUGCGGGGCUGAAUCUUGUGUAAUGGUAUUACAUUUUCAUUUUGGUUUUUUAGUUCCAGAUUACUCACAGCCGCCCGGCUUUGAGUGCCAGUUUUCCUCAGGGGACUUCUCAGAGGUACCUCAGGCGGUCGAUAAGCAAAAACCCAGUUUUCAAGAGACUGGUGAACAACAUCCAGAUGAGAAGGAAGAAGACCGAGAACUGAGCGCUAUGUUUUCUUGUCCGCACGAGGGUUGCGUUAAGAUGUAUCAGCGUCACUAUGCUUUGGAAAACCACUUGCUGUAUGGGCAAUGUGAGUUUCUACCGGUCAGAGAUAGUCUUAUGGAUAAGGCCAAAGUAUUAUACCAUGAUAAACUACUCUGUGAGGCCAGCAACCUGCCAUCCGUGAAAGCUGAGUCAAGUCAAUGCCCGGUAACAACUGAGGUUCUUCCACAAGGGUGGGCUUUAAGAUCCGCUAGAAAGGCAACACGGUUUAGUGAUUCCCAGCGACAGUACUUAGACGGGAAAUUUAACGUCGGGCAAGCAACAGGAGUGAAACUUGAUCCUGUGGAUGUUGCACGUGACAUGCGUUACGCGCGAAACCAGGAAGGGGAAAAGCUGUUCACUGUAAGUGAAUUUUUGACCGAACAGCAAAUUCAGUCAUACUUUUCAAGACGAGCCUCUAAACUCCGGCAUUCUCAUUCAGAAGAUCCAGAAUCUGAUCAAGACGAGGAUAUUAUGGCCGCUGAAGAGGAAAUCGCGCACGAAAAUGUUCGCGCAGUUGUGUUAGAGGAGGUGGGAAUAAGGCACCCAAUUGUUUUUGACACUUUUAACCUAUGUGACAUGCACAAGGCAGGUAAACUGCGACACCUAAGUGUUUCCAUGUUGCGUUCCAUUUGCGAACAUUUUGACAUCGAAGUGAUGAACAUCAAAGGACGACGCAAAGCUCCUUACUUGUCUCUACUUGGGGAACUUCUCGUGGCAUGCAGUUGUCAUAACAGUUAG
This is a messenger RNA of Porites lobata, 1909 nucleotides long. NCBI's taxonomy places the organism in Eukaryota, Metazoa, Cnidaria, Anthozoa, Scleractinia, Poritidae. The record is from the annotation of a GenBank genome assembly.